This is a messenger RNA of Salvelinus sp. IW2-2015, 1406 nucleotides long. RefSeq names its product AHA1, activator of heat shock protein ATPase homolog 1a (gene ahsa1a). The record is from RefSeq and is a predicted model, not a curated record. NCBI's taxonomy places the organism in Eukaryota, Metazoa, Chordata, Actinopteri, Salmoniformes, Salmonidae. Gene Ontology annotation, cellular component: cytosol. Gene Ontology annotation, molecular function: ATPase activator activity; protein-folding chaperone binding. Gene Ontology annotation, biological process: protein folding; positive regulation of ATP-dependent activity.
CUUUAGGUAAUCAUUUGAACAGUUUUUUGGUAGUAGUUAGCAAAUAACAUUAGCUACUGUAGCUAAAACAWUAACUAGACACCGCUGUCAUCAUGGCGAAAUGGGGAGAAGGGGAUCCACGCUGGAUCGUGGAGGAGAGAGCCGAUGCAACAAACGUCAAUAACUGGCACUGGACCGAACGAGAUGUGACAGGCUGGUCGACAGACAAGCUGAAGGAGCUCCUAUUGGGGCUGCGCGUGGAGGGCCCAGAGGGGAGCUGCGAGGUCACCGACGUCCCCAAGCUGGACGGUGAGGCAUCCAUCAACAACCGCAAGGGGAAGCUCAUCUACUUCUACGAGUGGAACGUCAAGGCGACGUGGACUGGAACAUCAAAAACCGGAAUCAAGUACAAGGGGAACAUCGAAGUUCCCAACCUCUCCGAUGAAAAUGACAUGGACGACCUAGAUAUCAGUGUGUCACUUUGCAAAGAUGAACCCAACACAACCCUCACCGAACUCAUGAAGAAGGAGGGAGCGAAGAAAGUGCGCGCUGCCCUGGGGAGCUAUGUGGACCACCUCAAAUCCGAGUUCACUCAGGGCAUGAUCCUCCCAACGGCGAAUGGGGUGGCGAGCAAGCCACAGCCGUCGCAGACGCAGACAAAGGUCAAAGUGGACAAAACCCAGAUUGGCUCCUGCGUAUCAGCCCCCUCUCCUAGCACAGGGGUCAAGAUCCCCACCUGCAAGUUUAGUCUCAAGGAGACCUUCCUCACCUCACCUGACGAGCUGUACAGAACCUUCAUCAACCAGGACAUGGUCCAGGCGUUCACCCAUACUGCAGCAGUGGUUGACGGAGACAAAGGAGGGAAGUUUCAGCUGCUAGAGGGAAGCGUCAACGGAGAGUUUCUGGAGCUGGUCCCAGAUGAAAAGAUAGUUAUGAAAUGGAGGUUCAAGACCUGGCCCUGUGAGCACUAUGCAACUAUUACCCUGAACAUGAAGGAUCGAGGCAAUGAGACUGAGCUGAAGGUAGAAUGUAAAGGAGUCCCGACGGUAGAGGAGGAUCGGACAAAGGAGGGUUGGAAGAGACACUACUUUGAAGCCAUCAAACAGACUUUUGGAUUCGGGGCCCGACUCUACUGAAUAAUGUUUAAAAAAAACUAAAAAAAACAGAUUAUUUAAUGUGGAUGAAUACUCUCUUUAGCACAGUCUCUCUUGUAGCACCAGCCCUACAUCGUGCGUAGACAAACGGUGCCUUUUCCACUUGGAAGACUGGCAGUCCGUGUAAGGGUCAUUGGUUCAAGGCUUUCUUUGAUGUCUGUAGAAACAAUUACUCGAACGACAGUAUAUUUGGAAUUAACUAUUAGCAUUCUCAAUCUCCAAUUCUGCACAUUUAAAGUGUGUCAUGCUGAAAUAAAUUACAUUUUUACUGAA